Messenger RNA from Lingula anatina, 5835 nucleotides. RefSeq names its product phosphatidylinositol 4-phosphate 3-kinase C2 domain-containing subunit alpha. Gene Ontology annotation, molecular function: phosphatidylinositol binding; 1-phosphatidylinositol-4-phosphate 3-kinase activity; 1-phosphatidylinositol-3-kinase activity. Gene Ontology annotation, biological process: phosphatidylinositol-3-phosphate biosynthetic process; cell migration; phosphatidylinositol-mediated signaling. The record is from RefSeq and is a predicted model, not a curated record. Gene Ontology annotation, cellular component: cytoplasm; phosphatidylinositol 3-kinase complex; plasma membrane. Lineage: Eukaryota; Metazoa; Brachiopoda; Lingulata; Lingulida; Lingulidae.
ACUAAGCACGUAUCCAGAGGGCAGUUCCACAUUACAGAACAUUUCUGUCAACAUAUUAAAGUGUGUGCUUGCUGUACAAGGACCGUGUUAGCAGAUAUGUUACAGGACAAAACAUAGAGAUUAGCACUGAUACAGACAACUGUUAAAGUAAGAAGAGAAAAUAUAGUCAUGAGUGCGCCUGACCCCUGGAAACCUCUAAAAUUUUCUACACAGCCAUCACAAAGGCUAUACCCAGACUUAGACAGUGCUUCCUCAACCUCUAGUAAGCAAAAUGGCAAUGAUCAAAAAUACCAGUCAGAUUUGGAGAAGGCAUUAGCUCUGAGCCUGGAGACUGCAGAGACAGAUAGAUUGAAGCGCUGGUCUCAAGAACCAGCAAGGGAAUCAACAGUGCGAAGCUCAACAGCCAGGCCUAGACCUAGAAGUAGUGCUGCUGCUAGUGUAUUGGUAUCACCUGAAAACAAAUCAGGAACUCCUACUGAGUCAGAGUUACCACUGAUAAUGUUCUCACCUGACAGUGUAGAAAAAGUGGAAAAAUUCAAGAAUGAAUUGAAGUCUCUAACAGAGAAGGGUUCUUACCAACAGCAUCAUCCUGCACAGCUGAACUUUGCCCCACCUUCCCCACAGUCUCAUGGCAUACCAAGGUCAAUGGAUAAUAAUCUUAGUGCAUUUGGGGGAAGCACUACUUCUCCCAGUGGAAUGGCACAGAAUAACUUUUACAUUUAUGGCAGGAGUUCUCCUCAGCCUCAGCAACAAUUUUUCAAACCUUUUCAGCAUUUAGAAGAAGUAUCCAUAGCCAAACCCUCGAGUUCUCCAAACCUUCAAGCGUUAAGCCGUGACAAUCCAGCCAGAUGGAGUAGUGGAAGUAGUUCAAGUAGGACUAGUUGGGGACUGGUUAAUUCCUCCCAUCCACCACAGGGGGCAAGUUGUUUAGUGAGUCCAAGACAAUCUGCAGGCAAUCCCUUAAACUUAACAACAACAACUCUUCCAGCAUUGAAUCCAAUGUUGUCCAGAUCAGAUCAGUCUCUAAACUCCCUAAGCAGCUGGGAUCCACAAAGCAUUCAUUCAAACUCAAAUAGUGCAGUGUCUUCCACUUCUGAGCAAGAUACAUUGAACAAAAUUAAGAACAGAAACCGUAUCUCUAACUCUGCAGACCUGAUGGAGUUUGGUGAUGACAUUACUUUACCUAAGCACAAUGAAUUUUCAUGGGAAAGUUUUGACCCAUUGUAUUCUCUGACUGGUAAUAUGAUUAGUGCUGAACAAGGACCACCUGUUACAUUGCCCAGAGAUGCCCCUAAAGAAGCUUCAGAUAGUGAUAACAAGGACGAGAAACCAAAACAGUCAAAGUCACAUACCUAUGAGAAUGUAGUUUUAGACGACUUGGCAUGGGGUGGUGCUUCAGAGACAUAUCGCGCCCUGACAGACUCUGUGAAUUUUGAGGGUCUAAGCUGUGGAGAAUAUGUGCCAGACUUUGACCUGCAAGACCCCUUUUCUAUAACUGAACUAAGCCGUGUUCAGGAAUCCAAGAAAAAGAAGGAUGAAAAGAGGAAAGAUGAUGAGCCUGAUUCAACAUUCAUUAGGAAGGAGGUAGUUUCAGUAACUAUGAAAGAAGUGGCAAGUGAGAAACCCCCAAGACCACCAAAACCACAAUAUUUGAAGUAUUCUCAGAACCAGGUCUCUAUUUCUGAGAAGAGCAGCUUUAAUGCUGAGGAUGAGACACAGGCAUUUUAUAACAUGGUGAAAAGACUUAAGGCAGAAUACCUGUCAGAUGACAUUGUGAGCAACCCUGGUAUUGUGAUCAGUGCCAUGGAUGAAAGCUUGCCUCUGCCAGAUAACAUGUCAGUCAAAGUUGUUGUGGAAACCAAAUUAUCAAAAGAACCUGUUGUAUUCACAUGUAAUGUGAAAACUAGUGUUGAACACGUGAUUGGUCAUGUUCUGUGCAGUGUAUGUGAAGAAGGUCGAGGCUACAGUGUGUCAGCAGAAGACUAUCUGGUCAAAGUUCAUGACCUGUCAGAAUACUUUGUUAAUGACUCUGUGUUUGGAGACUAUGAAUAUGUGCAGAGGUGCAUUAAGUUGGAUGAAGAUAUUAGAUUGAUCAUGGUUAAGUUGGAAGACCUGACAAAACAACUUGCUAGAGUGCCUCUUGAUGAUAGAAAACCUUUGGUUGUCCACAGACCUGAAACUCACACGAGAAAUGCUGUGUCACAAGACCAUCUUAAGAUCCUCUUAGAAACAUUUGACAAAGAAGUUGAGAAAAUUCGUGCAAUUGCAACAGAAAAGACCUUGUCCAAACUACAGCCUAAGAACCUGAUCCAAGCAGUGCAUGCAGUCUGUGCCAUUCUUUUUAAACUGGAGACUAACAGCAUCACAAAAGCCAUCGCUAGAAUGACAGCUGUUGCAGAAUCAUGGCAUGAAGCCCUAAGUUUGCCAGAAAAAGAGGUUCAGAUGGAUGAGCUUGCCAGUGCCUUAGAUGAGCUGACAGUAGCUGUGCAUCAAGUGGUCAAGCUGUACUGUAAGAUGUACUAUCUUGAACUACCACCUGGUGUGGAGAAGAGGCAAUGUACAGAUUCCGUCACUAUGGAUGUGACUGGUAUUCUGGAGAACAUGAUAGUUCAUAUAGCCUCUGUACACAGGAUACCAGAGCAAUGGAAAAACAGCUACGACCAUUAUUCAGUGAUAGCCUCAUUAUACUAUGCUGGCAGGAAACUGUGCCAGGACGUGAUGACUCCUGCCAGGUCCUGCACCAGUGAUAAGUUUCAUACAAAAGUGGUCUGGGAUGACUGGCUGCAGUUUUCUAUGGUACCAAUGUGUACCCUACCGCGUGAGACCAGGCUGAUCCUGCAUCUGUGUGCAUGUAAGAAUGUCAGCAAUGACAGCUCAACCCAGGUCAAGACUUCCCUUGGCUGGGUGGCAGUGCAGUUGUUUGAUUUCAAAAGGAAUCUGGUCCAGGGCAGCCAGCUUCUCCCUCUCUGGCCUGGAGACCCCAAACCUUUGGGAACAAACUUGCAAAAUACAAUACAGAUGGACAGUUUGCUUUUGCAGGUAACCCUUCCUGAUCUGGGGGUGGAAGUGGAGUUUCCAAAUGUUAUUCACAAAGAUUUGAGUGAAAGGAGAGACUUUGAUUCCUUACAUCCAGACACUCAGGAAGAACUGAUGGAUAUUGUUGAGAAGGACUCUCUGUCCAGAUUAACAGAUGAUGAGAAAGAAGUUAUAUGGGAGAAAAGGCACUACCUGUAUCAGCUACCCAAUGCAUUGCCAAAGGUGCUGAUGGCUGCUCACUCCUGGGACUGGGCCUGUCUUGCCGAUACCUACUCCAUGAUUUACCAGUGGGCACCACUGGGCUCAGUGGAAGCCAUGCAGCUGUUGUUGCCACAGUUUGUAGAUGAAAAAGUGCGCGAUGUAGCUGUGAAAUGGAUGCGAGAAAUAUCCAGUGAUGAACUCUGUAAUUUCCUACCACAGCUGGUACAGGCCUUGAAAUUUGAAAACUAUUCCAACACUUCUUUGGUCCAUUUCCUCUUGGACAGGGCAGUUACUAGUAUAAGAGUGGCACACAACUUGUUCUGGUUGCUGAAAGAGGCUGCUUCAGACUUAUUUUACCGCAGCCGAUAUCAACUGGUAUUUGGAGCCCUUAUGAGUGUGGCUGGGGAGGCUCUUUGCACAGAAUUCCAGAAGCAGGAAGAAUUGGCCAGAAAACUGGGAGAGAUUGCUGAUAAAGUUAAAAUUGCCAAAGACAAAGAUGCCACUCUAGGUCAUGAGUUAGAACCUCUGUACCAGAUCCUACAUGAUACUACAACCAUGUUACCACUAAAUCCCAGCAUGGAAGUAGUAGGUCUAGAUAUCAGGACAUGCUCAUAUUUUACUUCAAAUGCAUUUCCACUGAAGUUGGUAUUCAAAAAUGUAGAGCCCACUGCAGCCUCAAUUGACAUUAUGUUCAAGUCAGGUGAUGACAUCCGCCAGGACAUGCUGACUAUGCAACUGGUGAGGAUAAUGGACAAAUUGUGGAUGAGGGAGGGUCUGGACCUGAAGAUUAUUACCUUUAUGUGUGUGCCCACUGCCAGCAAGAAAGGUAUGGUGGAGUUGGUGACUGAGUGCGAGACAUUGAGGAAAAUCCAGGUAUCUGCCGGGGUGACGGGGUCUUUCAAGGACAGGCCCAUUGCUGAUUGGUUGAAAAAACACAACCCAACCGAGCUGGAGUUCAGAAAAGCUGUGUCUAAUUUCACUUUGUCGUGUGCUGGCUACUGUGUCGCCACCUAUAUACUUGGUAUCUGUGAUCGUCAUAAUGACAACAUCAUGUUGAAGCAGUCAGGACACAUGUUCCAUAUUGAUUUUGGAAAGUUCAUGGGAGAUUCCCAGAUGUUUGGAACCAUCAAGAGGGACCGAGUGCCAUUUGUCUUGACCUCUGACAUGGCCUAUGUCAUCAAUGGAGGUGAUAAACCUUCCCAGAAAUUCCAGGAAUUCAUUGAUCUCUGCUGUCAGGCUUUUAACAUUCUCAGAAGACAUGGCAACCAUUUAGUUACUCUGAUCAGAAUGAUGGAGUACAGUGGUAUCCCAGGUGUCACUGUGUCAGCAGCCAAGUAUGUCCAGAAAGCACUGCUUCCAGAGUGCUCGGAUGCUGAGGCUACAGCAAUGUUCACCAGGAUGAUUGAGGAAAGUUUAAGGUCCGUGUUUACACAAAUCAACUUCUUUGUUCACAAUCUUGCUCAGCUGAAGUUUAGAGGACACACAGAAGGGGAACUGCUGUCUUUCAGUCCUAAAACAUACAGUGUGGCAACAGAUGGCAAAAUUGGCAGUGUGGAAAUAUUUGGUUACCAGAAGAGAUACAGCCCAGAAAAGUUUUAUAUAUACAUUAUCAAAGUUGGACGUCAAAAUCAAAAAGUGCCAAACUUUGUAUUCCGUAAAUACACAGAAUUUCAGGAAUUCCACAACAAACUUGUCACCAUGUUUCCACUGGCCAAACUUCCCUCUCUGCAAGGAAGAGUGCUGAUGGGGAGAACACAUGUGAAAAGUGUAGCAAAGAGAAGAAAAAUAGAAUUGGAACACUUCCUGAGAGAAUUACUGCAAAUGGCUACAGAAAUAUCAGAGUGUGACCUUGUCUACACAUUUUUUCACCCCAUGUUGAGAGAUGAACAGGAUAUUGACAGCACAAAUCUUCAGAAACUCAAAGAGGCCAAGCCUACAGUGGCUCCUGUAAGACUAAUCCAUGGCCAAAUCAAGAUGUCUCUGCAGUACAAAAAUGGCGUCCUCUCCCUCAUGAUCAUGCAUGUCAAGGAUCUGGCCAAAGAAAGUGGUGAACUACCUGACCCAUAUGUUAAGACAUAUCUUCUACCGGACCCCAACAAGAUCACUAAGAGAAAGACUAAGAUUGCACAUGGAACUUUUCAUCCUACUUAUAAUGAAAUGCUCCUGUACAGAAUACCAGAGGAAGAAGUGAAGCAGAGGGUGCUACAGGUUACAAUAUGGAACUAUGAUGUCAUGAAGGAGAAUGAGUUCCUUGGGUCUGUCUUAAUCAACCUGAACACUUUGGACCUGUCCAAAGAAAAUGUGAACUGGUAUCAGCUAGAAAAACUUUUACACUGGAAAUAGAGAAAAACACUCUUAUCAUUUGGUUUUAAUUUGAGUUUUACUGGGUAGAUGGACAGAAGACAAAACAUAUACUGGUAUAUAUAAUGAGUGGAGGUGGUGAUAUGAUCAUCUUGAACUUCCGUGCUUAGAAGCUGAUUUCCAGUCCUUUUGUAUGUCAUUCCAAACCAUGAAGGAGAAAGUCAGAGAAGAAUUUCAUCAGCUGUGUUAAGUUAUAAGAAUGAUGUGAAUUUUUCUUCAGUCAACAGCUAAUAUUGA